Stegodyphus dumicola is the source of this 787-nucleotide messenger RNA. It is a transcript of the gene stan, whose product is annotated as Protocadherin-like wing polarity protein stan. Gene Ontology annotation, cellular component: plasma membrane. The record is from RefSeq and is a predicted model, not a curated record. Gene Ontology annotation, molecular function: G protein-coupled receptor activity; calcium ion binding. Lineage: Eukaryota; Metazoa; Arthropoda; Arachnida; Araneae; Eresidae. Gene Ontology annotation, biological process: G protein-coupled receptor signaling pathway; cell surface receptor signaling pathway; homophilic cell-cell adhesion.
AUGCCACCCAAACGAAACUCGACUGCUCAAUCUUCAACCCAAGCACGAAAGAAAAAAGAAUCAGGAGCUUCAGAAACUAACGAGCAACGGGUAGCAAGACUGGGAAACGUUCCAGUACGCCCUGCUCAAGCCUACGGUCUCAAUGAAGUUCACGCGGAGUGUCAACUGAAGGUGAGGCUGGUGUCUGAAGCUAUGCUGUUCAACAGCGUCACCGUUCGAUUGGACGACAUGACUCAAACGGCUUUUCUGUCACCUCUCUUCGACUACUUCUUGGAAGGUCUAGCUGCCAUAGUCCCCUGUCCCAAAGAGAACAUAUUCAUCUUUAAUGUGCAGGAUGAUACUGAUGUGGAGGCGAAAAUUUUGAAUGUUAGUUUUUCUGUCAGGCGUCCGGAUUCACGAGACCCGGAUGAGUACUAUUCUCCACACUAUCUGCAAGAAAGAGUGUAUUUGAACCGAGCUAUUCUCGCCAGACUUGCCAACGUCCAGGUGCUUCCGUUUGAUGACAACUUAUGCGUGAGGGAGCCAUGCGUGAACUUCGAAGAGUGUCUAUCUGUCCUGAAAUUCGGCAAUGCUUCCGGGUUUAUAUCUUCAAAUACGCUCCUCUUUCGACCCAUUUAUCCUGUCAACACUUUCGCCUGCCGAUGUCCUCGAGGAUUUACAGGCAUGAAGCAUAAGUACGAGUGCGACACCGAGGUGAACCUGUGUUAUUCCAGCCCAUGUGGAGCGAAUGGGACAUGCAUUCGAAAAGAAGGCGGUUAUACUUGUAUUUGCCGGGAAGGUUUCACAG